GAGUACUCUGCGCUUUGAAGAUGUGACAGUGACAUGUCUUGAUCGCUUCUGAUACUUGACUCCGGUCGUUCGAUAUCAAAGUCUAUGCAUCCCUCGACCGAUCCGGUGUCCUGAAAACACUUCAAACCAUAAUCCCAUACAUCUAAGUAUAUACUUGCGUUACUGCUUCGAAGAACGGCAACAUUUGUAUGCAUCUCGGCGAUUUUUUGCGGUCGUUCCGACCAAUUCUCCCAAAUUACGGCAGAGGAGUCAUCAAGUGCUCGUGUUCUCGACGCUGUGAUAGCCAAACAAGACCAUCACGUGAUCGAACGAAACUCAGCAUCCAGCUACUGUUCCAAGUACGACAAUGAAUCUUAGUGAGUAUUGAGUCAAAGUGGACCAUCUGAAGGUCACUCCUUCGAUCAUGGCAGCGCGUAUUCGUGCUGGGUUCUGCCUUCCUGCAAACGUGAACAUUUGCGAGCAUAAUCCCCCACGUAGUCGGAAGGGCAUUGAAGCAGGCAGGACGAUAAAAUAUGCACAGAUGAGGAGGAUGACGAAUGCACGCCCGAGAUUCUUGCUGGACUUUUGACCUCAUGAUUACAGUCAAGUCAAAAUAUAGGGCUCGGAACAAGAAGCAAACGGAUGAUCCCUUCACGUUCCACCGCCCUUGCCCUUUCCCCCGCCCCUGCCCCGGGAAGUCGACAUCGUUCGUGGGGUACCGCAGUCUGUCCCAGCCGCCAUGGACCGAGUUCCGCAGUUCAGUUCAGGUCAUCGUUUCCUGCUGGAAGCUGAAAGCAUCUCGGCCGCUUCGAGUAAACGAUGAAGCGCCCCGAGCUUCGUGCACGGCUCAUUGAGGUUUUCAAGGAUCCCACAGCCCAGCGAGAUUGGAUAGCGGAUCGCAUCCUUCCUUCUGUUACAAGCUGACACUAAUGUCUGAAUGCAUCACUCUGCAAACUGAAGGAGCGAUUAGUCCGACGUUCUGCUGAGUGCAAGUGAAGAAGGAAGAGCUUCCCAGGCUGCAAUAUUUUGAGGAGCAGUCUCAUCGCUAUGGACAGGGAUUCGGAUGAGGAGUGUACGAGCGAUGCCGACGAGGAGGUAAUCGUAUCCCCCGUUGCUGGAGAGACCCUGGAAUCCUUCUCCACCUAUGAAAUGAGCCGGUCCAAGUUCAAGUCUACGGUGGUGGUGCGCAAGUUUGAAUCGAAAGGGCUGUCCUUCCAGCUCUGGCCCGCUGCAAAUGCUGUAUGCUGGUUUCUUGAGAAUGAGUUCGGAGAGUCUGGAAUGUGCCUUCCUGUUACUGAAACAGGAUCGUCUUCCCCUGCUUCAGUCGUGCACGAAGAGCAAUCGUCAGACCAGCGUCCGUCGAGGGAUUCGACCCAUCCGCUUGGAGCACCAGAGGAGAGCUCGAGCAAAUCCUGUUCAGGAAAUUACCACCGCCCAUCAGAGAACAGAAGGAUGAAAGUGCUCGAACUCGGAUCGGGAACGGGGUUGGUGGGGAUUGUGGCAGCGUGCUUAGGAGCUCAUGUGGUUCUGACUGACUUGCCUCACGUAAUUCCCAACGCUGUGCAUAAUAUAGAGCGGAACCGAAGUUGCUAUUUAGCUGCUGGAGGACUUAUGGAGCAUCAAGUUCUUAGAUGGGGUGUGGAGGAAGAUGUGAAACAACUCGGCGACCUCUCUUCUUUCGAUCUCAUUGUAGCCUCGGAUGUGGUUUACUAUGACACUCUGUUCAAACCUCUUCUUCAAACCCUGAAGUGGCUCGUGGGAGCAUCUGCAGAUGGGGCCAUUUUUCCUGACAAACGUAAGAAUGAGCAGCAGAGCAAGUGCGUGGAGCACGGGGAAAAGGGUGUUUCACAGGUUCGUGUGUCAGAUCCACCCACAUCUGCUACUACCACGCCUUUUGUCCGCGGGCCUGAGAAACACGAAAUUGACCCUGCUGCGGCUCAUAAGUGGGCCUCUUUUUCUGCAAGGGCUGAGAAAAGGAGUAACGAAACUAAUCAUGUUAGCAAGAAGAAGAUGCAGACUCCUGUGAUCUACCUCGGACACUUGAGAAGAUGGAAAAAAGAUGCGCAGUUCUUCAAGCAGGCUUCCAAGGUCUUCGACGUGCAAGUGGCUCAUCGGCACCCUCCGCAGGAUAAUGCUCGAGUCGGUCCCAUCAUAUAUCGAUUGCAAGUAAAACCAAAUUUCUUCAUAGACUCUGGUAUUCCUUGAGUGGCCAAUACCCCUGUUUCGUUCAUUCUCUCCAAAAUGCUCUCUUCUCGGAAGUACAGAUUUGUGACAAGCCUCUCCCAGUUUUCAUCACGAGGAUGAUUAUGGGUUUCUACUUUUUGCCGCAUUCUGGGAUAUGCUGAGUUACCACCAUCAGAUAGUUGAGGAGAGGUUGUGUUACAAGCCCAAACCUCCGUAUAGUAACGAGGUGUCAGCGCAGUGAAUGUUUCGGUCUCAAAAUCCCAGGCCUGCUAGACGUCAGACAGAGUCGGAAGUUGAGAUGGGCACAACUCAUCUGCCCUGUGCCUGCUGCCACGAACGACGACAAGAUCGGUUUGAUUGUAUCGCUAGUCAAGGCACUUCAUUUGGUGGACUGGUUCGAACUAGUUCUGAUUAGAACCGGUUGUUGUGGAAUCGUAACCAGGUUUGAUCCCGGGUUGAUUUGAACGGUGUUGUCUUCUUUCGCUGUAUUUCAGUCUAGGAAUGCUUCGAUGGUCGAACGGCAUGACAUUAUGCAUUUUCCCUCGUCCCUGCCAACAAUUCUAAGGGGUGCAACCCGAAGUUGAAGGAUGUCUUCUCCCCUUUUCUCUGAGAUUCUGAGGAGUUGGUGCUGUCGAGGUACUUAACUGGAUCAAUGUCUCGCUUUAAAGCUCGUGUCCUGGAAUUCUCUCUACGUCUGCCAUCGUAGAGCCUCUCUCUGAGGGUUUAGCACACCCCGACCGGUUUUAGAACUUUUUGCCUCUAAUUGACAGCUUGAGUUUUCUUGACAUCUUGAGCUGAAUGUGCAAUUGUCCUUGAGAAACUCAAUUGAGAAGGUGCAAAGGAGGUCCAAAACGCCCCGGGAGUCCAUGCCAGAACCAGAUCAAAUCCGGCUGACACCCACAAUGUCGAGUAGAGUGUCUACCCUGUAUAAACACAGGAACUCUUUUCGUCGAUUGAUUGAAUAUAUUGUACUGACCCAAAGCGAAGAGCAGACCGGUUUUUGGUUUAUGAAGUGGAGGUUUAAUAGAAAAUAGUGUCGUUGUCUAACAUGAUGGAAUAUGGAAACUUGAGGAUUGGAUCACGA
Marchantia polymorpha subsp. ruderalis is the source of this 3247-nucleotide messenger RNA. NCBI's taxonomy places the organism in Eukaryota, Viridiplantae, Streptophyta, Marchantiopsida, Marchantiales, Marchantiaceae. The record is from the annotation of a GenBank genome assembly.